UCAAGCAAGUCGACCAAACAACCCCAAAGAAAGUGAAGGUGAGGGAUUUCGUUUUUAAUCUGCAAUAUGUGUAUGUGCCUAGUUUUUUUUGUUGAUUUUUGUUCAUAGAAUAGAUUAGGGCUGGGGAAUGAAGAAACCUGGGUUUUUUUUUAUAUUUUUCAUGCAACUCGAUAGAAAUUGAUAGGACUCAAUAGUACAUGAUAGGGACUGGAUUUGACUGUGCCUCGAUAGGCCUCGAUGGGAUUCAAUGAAAUUUUAGGCUUUGGGAUUUUUAGGGCCUACCACGAUAGGACUCGAUGAUACGGGGCUUUGGAAUUUUUAGAGCCUACCUCGAUAGGACUCGAUGAUACGGGGCUUUGGGAUUUUUAGGGCCUACCUCGAUAGGAAUUAAUAGGCCUUAAUAGGACUCGAUAGUAACCCGAUGAUAUUAUUCUUUGUGAUUUUUAGAACUCACCUCGAUAGGCCUCGAUAGGACUCAAUAGUUUCUGCCUCGAUGGGACUCGAUAGGCCUCGAUAGUAACUGCCUCGAUAGUGACCAGAUUGUUUUACAUUUUUAACAUUUUUUUAACAUUUUUUUUUGUUUUUUUUCCAGAUGUCUGACCUUAUUGUGUCGUUGGAGAAGCACUUUCCCGCCCGUGUCACUCAUAGGGGUAGUGCCUACUUGGAUACCCUUAUAGAGCAGUUUCAGAGGCAUGGCCUUAUUGAAAGGGCACAGGCAUGCCCGUUGGGACAGUUCUUUAAGGCGAAGCCGUUUAGUUUUUCUGGGGUUCUGCUGCAUCAGCUAAUGUUGCGUAAGGUAGAAAGCAAGAAGCCUGAAGAGGGUCAGUUCUACCUGGGCAACAGUCUGUGUAGAUUUGGUAUUGCAGAGUUUGCCCUAGUUACCGGGCUAAAUUUUGGGAAAUAACCGUCCCCAGAUGAGUUGAAAUAGCAUCUUUCAAGUGAUUGGAUCAUCCAGGAAUAUUUUAAUGGUGAUUCGAAGGUUAGUUUUGGUCAGUUGGAAGAUGCAUUGAAGGCCUCCACAAACCCAGAAGAUGCAUUUAAGCUGGGUUUGUGCUAUUUGAUAGAGGGGGUACUGAAUGCCCUAGAGAAGACAACGACGAUAUAGGGAGAUUCCUUGAGGAUGGUUGAGGAUAUUGAUUACUUUUUCAAGUAUCCAUGGGGGAAGUUGUCAUUUAAGAAGGUUAGCAAAGGAGUUCAGAAAGACAUGAAGAAGCAAUUGAAACACUAUGAGGAGAAGAAGAAAGAGGGGUCAAGCAAAAAACAGAAGGAGGCGAAGUAUAGUUUCAAUUGCUAUGCACCUGCGCUUCUUUACUGGGCUUUUGAGGCCAUGCCUUCUCUCGGGAGUAAGUUCGGUGAGAACAGUGGGAAUCAGAUUCCGAGGAUGCUUAGCUGGGCUACGAAGACUAAUAUCACUAUUUCGAUAGCUCUGUUGGUUCCUAUAUUCGCCAACCGUCGAUUAGUGGUAUUUCCCAUGCUGAAGCCACGUCCCAGUGAGGUAGUCUACUACAAUAGCCUCCCUGAAGUUGAUUCAAGGUUAUUCCCUGAGUUGGAAUCAACUGUGGGGGAGGCUGGGACUGCAGCGGAGGAAAUAGUGGUACCUGAGAAGGAGGCAGAGAAGCUGGCAAAAGUUGCAAAGGAAGCCUCCAUUUUUUAUGAGGAUGUCCCGAGGGUUGAGGAGGGCACUUCACAGGCCUGUGCAGCUUCAUCUAGUCAAGUUGUCCAGACUGAUUAUGAGCAAUUGAUGCAGAGGCUCAAGAGGGUUGUGGAAGGCCAGGCAACCUUACUACAAAAUCAGACCACGAUCAUGGCUCAGUUGGCGCAGCUGCUUUCACUGGUCUCAGGUCGAUCCACCGACGUAAAAUCAGAUACAGAGUCUGAUAUCUUGCCUGCAAACUACAAGCGCGGUGAUCAACCCUCCACUCCACAGGCCCAUACAUCUGUAGUUGCCAGUGAUGCUGACAGUCCCAGUGUACGAGUACUGCAGCCCGAGGAAGCAGCUGGCCUUGAAGUUGUCAGGAAGAAACGCAGGCCCAAGCGUUUUGAUGACUUCACCGACCCAACAAAGAAGAUCAGACUAGAUAAAUAGGGGCUAGUUGUUGAACCACUGAGGAAGUGUGACCCACAACAGAAGAAGAGCUUCCAUAAGUGGAUCAUCGGGAAGAUCGGCAACAAGAGAGACCGGAACGUCUAUAC
Messenger RNA from Humulus lupulus (European hop), 2193 nucleotides. RefSeq lists its product as uncharacterized. The coding region runs from base 1121 to 2086 and encodes 321 amino acids. The record is from RefSeq and is a predicted model, not a curated record. NCBI's taxonomy places the organism in Eukaryota, Viridiplantae, Streptophyta, Magnoliopsida, Rosales, Cannabaceae. The transcript is spliced from 2 exons.